Molecule: messenger RNA, 5052 nt
Organism: Drosophila willistoni
Lineage: Eukaryota; Metazoa; Arthropoda; Insecta; Diptera; Drosophilidae
Product: calponin homology domain-containing protein DDB_G0272472-like
Exons: 4
Coding region: 130-5052 (1640 amino acids)
Molecular function (GO): protein binding
Source: RefSeq, a predicted model, not a curated record
CAACAGCUAAGCAAAGACAACAACCAAGAGCAACAAUCUUUAUCACUUAUUGGUUAAAGCACAAAGCUCAAGUGAUCGGUUCCUGUUUUGUGGUGAGUCGGGCUUUGGAGAGCUUUUCAACAGUUCACUAUGGCCUUCACAUCAACUGGUGCGAAUGAUGACUAUAUAACUGUUGUUGAAGUCGACGAUCCAACAUCGUCCACCAAAGACACAAACCAGUUGAAGAACCAGCUAGUCAAACGGCAAAGCUCUGUUGCCGAAGAUUCUUCAUUCAUCACAGUGCUGACCAUCAAUGAGAUGGAGCUACUGCAGCAGCAACAGCAGCAGGAGAAGCAGCAACAGGAAGUGCCACAGAAUCUGAAUGAAUCGGAGAAUGUUAUCCUAUAUCGUUUACCCGGUGAAAGAUUGGGAUUCGGUUUAAAAUUCCAGGGUGGUACACGGAAUACAGAGUUGGUGCAAAAACUUUAUAUACAAUCCUGCGCAGCCGAUAGUCCUGCCUCCAAAGUGGCCACCAGUUGGGGUCAUUUGCGUGAGGGAGAUGAAAUACUCAAUAUCGAUGGCCAUGAUGUCUCCCAAAUGACACGCAUCGAUUGUGUGCGUUGUCUCAAGGAUAAUGUGGCCAUUAAACUGAUUGUUCGCAAUGGCCAUGGUCAGAAGCCACCCAGCGAAGAGGAACAACAACAGCAGCAACAGCAACAAAAUCAACAAAUGGAACAACUUUCCAUCACACUAAAUGCUCAACCACCACCACCGCCUCCCGUGCCGCCAAGAAAAUUACAAGUGAAACGCCAAAAUUCCAGGGAGCAGCAGCCAAAUAAUCAAUUGGUGCAAUUGGUUAUUGAGAAACCUUUAACACCUCCACCAGAUGCUGAAUAUUAUAUUAAUCUAUUAACCGAGUCCAUAAAAGCUGAAUCCGAAUCGGAUGAUACGGCUAGCACAAUUUCCACAGUCAUUGAUAAGUUCUCGAUGAGUUCGGAUACCGAAUUGGUGGCAAAUAGUCUAAAUGGUCAUGAUUUGGCCAAAGUAUUGAAGCCAUUUACAUUGCUUGAAGAGGAAUUUCAGUUGGAGCAACAACAGCAACAGCAGCAACCGAAAUUAAUAAUACCAGGCAAUAAUUAUGAGAAUGUUGAAUUCAAGACCGAAAAAAUUAAUGUCUAUGAGAAUGUGGAAUUGACUAAAAGUCCCAUACCCAAGCCUAGGAUACAAUUGGCCACAGUGGAGCCGAAAAAGAGAUCCAUAAUACCCAUGCCACGUAAAAUAGCAACGAUCAAUAGCAACAGCAACAACAGUAGCAAUAAGUCGCUGCCAAUUGAAGUGGCACCACCAAGGAUACCCACUGCAGCCACACCUCCAGCAACACCCACAGAUGUUGUUGUUAAGGAGUCAAAUGCGACAAAAAUACCCAAGGCCAGUAUGAAUUUUUCGCGAGCCAAAACCGAGGGAGAGAUUAAAUUGCAAUUGACACCAACGAGUUCUUUAAAAAUGCAGUCACCUCAGCAAACAAAGUCACGCAUACCGAUCGUCUCGACGCCCACACAAAAGUCACCAUCGACACCAACGUCAACGACAACGACGACACCGACAACGACGACAAUGAUGAGUAAAUCACUUUUAACUAACUCACCGCCACUUGCCAAUUCAAAUAUACCUAGAUUGUUGCAAAAACAAAAAUCGGAAACAGAUUUAAAAUUGGGUUUCUAUCGUAAUAGCAAAUCAAAGGAGUCUAGUCCAACGUCACUGGGACAAUUACGUCCACCGCUGCAGAGAGCUAAUUCAGCAGAGGCUCCAGCAAGGACGCCGGAAAGAACAUUUAUACCUGUUCUACUGCUGAAUGGUAAUAACAAUAAUACCAAAAGCUCCACCGAAAGCUUAAGUUCCACUUGCAGUUCAAGCAGUGGCACUAACAACAAUGGACGUUCGCCCAAAGGACCGAAACCCAAACCACCAGAACGAGUUCAGAGUUUGCAAAAAACUCAAAUACCUAAACUACAAUUAUUACCCACAACACCGCCUCAGCAACAGCCUAAGUUGACCAUGCAGACCUUUAAGCAGCAGCAGCAACAGCAGUAUACCUCAACCUUAUCGAAUGGUACAGCCGUUGGAUUGCCGACCACACCGAAAACCACACCAGUGAAUACCCCAUCGCCCACUAGUAAUCGAGAGAUUCGUUUUAAAAUUCAAACCUAUGAGAGCAAAACUCUCGACGAGGAUAAAAUGCCCAGUCUAUUCGAUUUGGUGCACAAACAGGAUAAGGAUAAGACUAAUGAUAAUGUGGCUACAGAUAUUACGGCCCUUUUGGCGGCUGCUGCUGCCGAAGCGGAAGAUUUGGCUAGAGAAUCACCGCCACCUCUCGUUGUGGGCAAGUGUAUGAAAGUUGUGGAUGAUACACAGAAUACCACUUGCUAUUCAAGUUCGAGUAGUGAUUGUGCCGAUGAUGAUACGGGUGAUGAUGAUGUGGAUGAUGCUGCCGAAAGGGAAUAUAUAUGCGAGGAUGGUGAGAAAUUGGGACCACCCGAAUUGAUAAAUGGCCCUGGACCAUCUGAGGCAUAUUUCAAUAUGUAUUGGCACUCGAAUAUGUUGCCUACCAUUGGUGAAGUCGAAGAAGAGUUCUCCUCACUGGAACCACAAUCGUUGACAAAUGGAACCGUAGUUAAAGCCGAGAAGUUACCACAACAACAACAGCAGCAACAGUUGCCGAUGUCCAAAAUGGAAGCUAACGAAGAGAAUGAUAAGAUAAUUGACCAUGACGCAGCCGAUAAGAGCUUGGAUCAAACAUUAACAAAUUCUUCGACCUCAACAAAAACGAUACAGGAGGAAAGUGUAUCCGAAAGUUCGGUGAAAAGUCAACGCAGUAGCACCACUACAACCACUAAAGUAACCACCAUGAAGACUAGUAGUAGUAGUAGCUCAAGUAGUAGUACCAGCACUAGCACAAGCAGUUCAUCCAAUGUUCUGAUACCAGACAUUGCCUUCAAACUUCAACCAUAUGAGGAAAGACAAGGAGAUGGUGGUGAAAACGAACCGAUUAUGACAACGACCAAGACAACGACCACAGUGCACGAGGAGCGUCGUGUGAAGAGUGAGGAGCAAAUUUUAAGCGCAUUACGAACAACCGAUCCAUUGACCGGUGAGAAAAAAUUGUUAACCAAUGUGGCAACCAAAUCGAACAGUGCACGCUUUAAGAAGAUCAGCAGCAACGACAAUUUGCUCGACCUUGGUGACGAGCAGCUGCAGCCGUUGACUGCCACUGUCUCGGCAGAGAUGCGUUUGACCGAGCGUUUGGAUAAUCCACAGGAUAAACAAAGUAUUGAAACGGGUAUUUUGACCUUAUCCGAAUGUGGCAAACAGUUGCAGUUGGCCGAAAAUGGUAAUGGCCUAACAUAUACAGAGUGCGAGGAGAUCAAUAAGGAGACAUAUCUUGAAGGGGAACAGAUAUUGAAUGGCAAUGACAAUGAUCAUCAUGAACAAGACGACGAUGGAGCCGCUUUGGUCACAUUUGAAAGGGAAUUGUCCGAGACAUUGACCGAGACCAAGGAUGGUGAGAAACAAGUUACCAAGAAAUUGGAACAAAGUAAGGAAAGUGCCGCAAAGAAGGGUGCCAAAUUGUUAAAGAAAACCGACGAGGAGAGACGCUUAGAGCAGGAGGCACAAAAACUAAUCGAAAGCUAUCAAAAGGUUAAGAAAGAAGCAGAGAAACUAUAUAAUUUGGAAUUGGCUGAUGAUGAGCAAGGAUUCGAUUUGAGUGCCUUCGAGGAGAAGGAGAAAAAGGAGUCACAUGAAGUGCAAGUGGAAGAACCUACAAUAGAAUUGGAUGAAGAGCACAAGGAGAAGAUAGAGAAGGUGGAAGAACAAGAAGUCACCGUAAAGGUAGAAGAAGACCUUGGCUAUGUACUGCACAAGCACAUUAUUGAGGAUGCAAACAAAUUGGAACACACAUCUGCACCCACUCCGGCACCAAAGCCUAAACAUAAGCCUCCAGUACCCACUAAUAAGCCGAAACUGUCACCUCCAUCGCCACCGAUGAAACCAAAGGUGGCACCACCACCAGUGCCAACAAAACGCAGUGAAAAACCAACACCAACUCAGCGACGCAGCAGCCUGGAAUUGUCGCAAGCACCCAAACCCUUAGAGCGCAUCAUUGUGGGCGUAGAACAACCAAUUAUCACCUUGGCCAGCGUCGAUUUGCCAAAUGUGCCCCAACAAACUGAGCAGGCCAUGAACGGUGCCGCAUUAGAGGUAACAGCAUCGGUAACUCCCGUUGCUGUUGCUGCUGCUGCCGUUGUUGCUGCAUCCACCGGACCAGUAGUCGAAAUAGCAACAGCAGAAGCCCCCUUAUCGACCUCGAGCGAUGAGGCAUUGGAUCCAAAUGACCUGCAUUUUGAGAGCCAUCAGUUGCCCAAUGCAGAGAAGCAAACGCCAAAGGGAGCAAUUCUGAGCACCUCAUCCUCUACCGGCUCGUCCUCGUCAACGAUGUCUGAAACAACAACAACACCAAUAACAACACCAAUUUUGGUAUCAGCAACAUCAUCAAUGGAUUCGGUGAAAAGUGUCAUCGAGGUCAUCACUGACAGUCAGAAGCAACAUGAUGACCAAGAUGAUGACGAGAAUGACGAUGAUGAUGAUAAUGAUGACAAUAAUGGAGAAGAAGUACAUGCUGUAAGCGAACUAAACACUGCUGAGGAUGAUGUGUCAACGUUGUCGCCUAAUAGAGAACAUGAAACAGUGCAAAAUGAAAAUGGGUAUAUUAGCAUAUUACAACAAUUAAUCCAAAUGGCUCCUGAUCAUUUCAUCAACGUCAGACUAAGAUUAUUUUUAGCAAUCAGUUUGGGUUUCAAAAUUACAAAGAAAAGUUCUGAAAGGACGGACUUUCGCACGAAUAAGCACCAGAAGCAGCAGCAGCAGCGGCAGCGGCAGCGGCAGCGGCAGCGACAGAGAAUACAGAUGGGGGGGAAAUGUGAGAAGGAGAUGGUUGGGAAGGAGGAGGAGGAACGAAGUAGAAGGUUGGAAGUGGAGGUACAAGUUGAGUCAGCAGCUCAGCGAUUAGAAGCUUAA